AUGGAGGGUGCAAACCAGACCGGAAUGAUUCACCUCCACUUCCACCCCUUCUCCAAACUCCCCGAGGUACAGCUGCUGAUUUUCGUGACCUUCCUGAUUAUGUACCUGGUCAGCAUCAGCAGCAACCUCUCCAUUUCUCUCAUCAUCUGGAUUGACCGUUCUCUCCAUGCCCCCAUGUACUUCUUCCUGGCCAACUUGGCAGCUCUGGAGAUCUGCUACUCUUCCACCAUUGCCCCUCUGACUCUGGCAAGCACCCUGUCCAUGGAAAAAACCCUCAUCUCCCUGCCUGGCUGUGGUGCCCAGAUGUUCUUCUUCAUAUUCCUGGGCAGCGCUGACUGCAUUCUGCUGGCCGUCAUGGCCUAUGACAGGUUCGUGGCCAUCUGCCACCCUUUGCGUUACACCCUCGUGAUGAACUGGUGGUUUUGUGCCCGACUGGCCCUGGGCUCUCUGGUGUUGGGGUUCAUCUUGGCCAUGCAGCUGACUGUGCUCAUCUUCCAACUCCCCUUCUGUAAGAGCAAAGAAAUCGGUGUGUUCUAUUGUGAUGUCCUUCCUGUUAUGAGAUUGGCCUGUGCAGAUACCCGGGUCCACGAGGCCACUCUGUUUGUGGUCGGUGUCACUGUCUUCACCAUCCCCUUCCUACUUAUCACCGUGUCCUAUGUCUCCAUCGUGGCUGCCAUCCUGAAGAUCCGCUCUGGAGGGAGGCACAAGGCCUUCUCCACCCGCUCCUCCCACCUGACCAUGGUUCUGCUCCAGGAUGGAGGUGCGAGCCUCAUCUACCUGUGCCCCAGCUCCAGCUACUCUCCAGAGAGGGGCCAGGUAGUGUCUGUGGUUUACACAUUCAUCACCCCUAUGCUGAACCCCUUGACCUACAGCAUGAGGAACAGAGAGCUUAAGGAUGCUUUGAAGAGAGCAUUGAUGAGGGUCCUGUCAUCCUAA
Molecule: messenger RNA, 936 nt
Organism: Eubalaena glacialis (North Atlantic right whale)
Lineage: Eukaryota; Metazoa; Chordata; Mammalia; Artiodactyla; Balaenidae
Product: olfactory receptor 10V1-like
Biological process (GO): G protein-coupled receptor signaling pathway
Cellular component (GO): membrane
Molecular function (GO): olfactory receptor activity; G protein-coupled receptor activity
Source: RefSeq, a predicted model, not a curated record